Molecule: messenger RNA, 3736 nt
Organism: Gopherus evgoodei (Goodes thornscrub tortoise)
Lineage: Eukaryota; Metazoa; Chordata; Testudines; Testudinidae
Product: glutathione S-transferase theta-1-like
Exons: 7
Coding region: 99-758 (219 amino acids)
Biological process (GO): glutathione metabolic process
Cellular component (GO): cytoplasm
Molecular function (GO): glutathione transferase activity
Source: RefSeq, a predicted model, not a curated record
UCCUGCCUCUAGGCCACUUGCUGCAGGCUGAGUUACUGUGAAAGGCUCAUCUUCUCUAGGCUGUCGGGCUUCUCUCUCACUGAAUCCCAGCUGCCAGAAUGGUGGUAGAGCUUUAUCUGGAUCUCCUCUCCCAGCCCUGCCGAGCCCUCUUCAUAUUUGCCAAAAAAAACAACAUCCCAUUUGAGUUCAAGCAUGUGGAGCUGCUAAAAGGGCAACACCUUAGUGAAGAGUUUGGCAAGGUGAAUGUGCUGAAGAAAGUACCAGCGUUAAAGGAUGGAGCCUUCACCUUAGCAGAGAGCAUUGCGAUCCUUCUCUAUCUGAGCCGAAAAUUCAACACCCCUGAUCACUGGUACCCUUCAGACCUGCAGAAACGCGCCCGGGUUGAUGAGUACUUGUCCUGGCAGCACACUACCAUUCGGGAGAAAGGGUGCCAAAUUUUCAUAAUCAAGGUACUGGUGCCUCUCCUUAUAGGGCAGCCAUUUUCUCCAGAGAAGCUAGAGGAGGCUGUCAAGGAACUGAAUUCUGUUCUGAAUCAGUUUGAGGAGAAGUUCCUUCAGAACAAGCCCUUCAUUGUGGGCAACGAGAUCUCCCUGGCAGACCUGAUGGCCAUUGUAGAGCUCAUGGAGCCUGUAGGAUGUGGCUGUGACAUCUUUGAGAACAGGCCAAAGCUGGUGGAGUGGCGCAGCCGGGUGGAAGAAGCUGUGGGGAAGGAGCUCUUCCAGCAAGCACAUGAGAUACUCCUGAUGCCAAGAAUCUGAGCACCACUCAACUUCCCCCAGAACUGAGGGAAUCUAUGAAACGGCUUCUAAAACCUUGAAUUAAAAAGGGGAAGUGUUCCUCUAAACAAAGCUAAUCCUGUGUGGGUUUUUCCUGCAUGUUUCACUCCCUUCUCCAACACCACAUCUAAGUGGCCUUCCUGCCCAAAAGGAAAGAACAGCAUCUUACUAACAAUAUUUUAACCACAGCCCUUCCAUGAUUUACAGAAGGGGAGAUACUAUCUUUUGUUGUUACAAACACUGAAUCACCCCUGUAGACAUGUGAGCUGCAGUAUUGGUAGGGGCUCCCCUUUCCUUCCUUGACUCAUCCUCACUGGACCUGCCUGAGACUCUCAGCAGCUCAAUCCACAUUGUCACUCAGCAGUGUGCAAGGCCCCAGUUCCUCACUAGCUAGAAGCCUACAUUUCCGAUACUUGCGUGCAUUAGUGUUGCAGUCACAUUGUGCAGGAGGGGCUGAGCAAUUUCCAAAUGACUUAGUCUCAAAAUACUUUUCCUUCCCCCUAAUUACACUACAAUCUUAUGGUGGGAUAACCAAAUCUCUCAAGGGUGUGAAAAACGCACACUCCUUGGCAACCUAGAUUAUACCAAUUUAGCCCCCACCGUAGACAGCGCUAUGUUGACAGGAGGAUUUCCCCUGUCAAUGUAGCUACUGCCUCUCAUUGGGGUGAAUUAAUUAAGUCAACAGGAAAGCUCUCUCCUGUUGGCUUAGUACAGCUCCUCUAGAGAGCAUACAGCGGUGCAGCUGUAUGCACUGCAAGCUCUCUAGUGGAGUCAUCCUCGCCCCAGUCUGCAUGGAGAGUAGGCUGCAGAUUCACAGCCUUACCAAUGAAAGAGUAAAGAGAACCUCCAGCUAAAUGGGUGAGAAGUGGACAGAGACAGCUUCUGGGAAGCUGGGCAUGAGAAUUUCUAAGCAAACACAUGUUUUCAUCAGUUGGAAGCUACUGAAUCCAGCUCCAUGAACCAGCUGGGAUGGGGUAUAUGUAGGGGAAGACAAGUCUGAUCCAGCAGACACUCAUGAGUAACAGUAUGUCCGAUCUUCAGGUGGAACUAUACACACGACUAAAGAUACAUUUGUAUUGGCAGGCUCAGGCUUUAAUGUGCAAGGAAAGAUCUAAUGUAUGAACAAAAGCUGCAUUUCCAACCGAAGCUUCUGCCGGCAUGCUGUGCCAUGCUGAGUGUUCAAUGCCUCCUCAGCUAAAUGAGACUCUGGCUUGAAUUGUUUUGGGUUUUUUAAUGCAAAGAAUGAAACAAAAGUCAGAGGGGGUGGAUGGACCUUCUCAUGGGCCUUAAUAAGCCCAACAUGAUUUACUAACCAAGCCAUUAUAAUUCAUAACAGAAAGGGCCAAGCCUCUGCUGUACUCACAAAUGCAGAAUGAAGGGAGGCCAUCUGGCAGACCUGUACAGAAGCACAUGGCUCAGCUUACAGGUGCAGUGGGAAAUGGCUUGGUUCCCCUCCAACCAAACUACCUUUCCUACACUCAUGGUUUGUAUGCUGCAUGGGUCCCAGGAUGUCAAGGUGGGUGAGGUAAUAUCUUUCAUUUAAUAGAAGCUGGUCUAAUAAAAACUACUACCUCACCCACCUUGUCUCCUACUCCCCACAGGAAUUGGGUACAAAUGGCCAAAUUCAUUCCUAGCACAGCUCUGUUGAAGUCCAAGCAGGGAGCCAGGCUUACAGAGCCUUUCCCUCUGGUCUCCUCUCCCCCUACUCCAGCCAGGAGCAUUCUUCUUCUCUUGGCAUUCUGCUGCUGGGGAAUUUAGAGUUGCUUUUUGAGCUCCAUCCACUUCAGGCCAAAGUGAUGAGCAAACACUUGAGCUAGACAAUCCUGCCUGUGUUUCCUUUCCUCCUCUUUGGCCUCCUGCUUUCCCUUCCCAUCCCAUUCCCCAUCUGCUUCAAGUGAGAAGGUGGAUCAGGUGGCUGCCAAGGUACACUGUUCACAUUCUGGUGAGGCAGGGAGAAAUGCCACUUUGGCCUGGUCCCUGUCUCUUUCCUCUGGAGGAACAGCAGGGGAGGAGCUCUAACGAAUCACGAUAAAUAAGAGAUGGAAAGAAGUUUCUCUUCAGUCUGCCUUCUCUGCAGCUACAGCCAAGGACAGGUAGUCUCAGCCUCAGCACAGCACCUCUCUCCCUGCUGCUCCCUCUGCCCAAGCAGGUAGGAUGGGCAUAGAGCUCUACCUGGACUUGCUCUCACCACCCUGCCGAUCCGUCUACAUCUUUGUCAAGAAGAACAACAUCCCCUUCACAUUCAAACAAAUGGAGGUACUCAAAGCUCAUAGCAAUUGGUUAUAACAUCUUUGAGGACAUGCCCAAGCUGGUGGAGUGGCACAAUCGAGUGGAGAAAACUGUGGGGAAGGAGCUUUUCCAGGAAGCACAUAAAGUGAUCCUGAAUUUCCAAGAUUUGAACAGCAUGCUGACUGAGCCACAACUAAAAGAACAAAUGAAACCUAGGCUGCUGAAGAUGGUGGCCUGAAAUGUUUAUUUUAAAAAAUGGUAACAGUACAUUUCUUUCUUUUGCAUCUUCUAGUUUCCUAGCUCUAUGUGUGGCUGCUCUUAGCUGUGAGGGAAGAACUCCACAUCAUAUGGGAAAAGAAACACUUCCAUGGCCCAUCUCUCUCUGCUCAGCUACAGAAACUGAGGAAGAGUCUUAAAAUGUAGCUGUAAUUCCAAAAAAUGGUGCUGUAAAAGGGGUGGGUUCAUUGUUUACUGCCUUGAAAGUGACUCCAGACCAAAUUGCUCGGAAGACUCUUGCAGAUAGACUAGUUUACAGCAAUCCCUGUUCCUCCUAGAAAAUGCAGAGCAGGAAUCCUAGCAACCUGUGUAUAUCAAAAUAAACAAAAACUAUGGAGAUUGUUUCCAACUGUAAUUCAACCUUGUGCUCAGAGCCCUAAAGCUUUUUCAUACUGCUAUGUAACAGUCAUAUGUGUGAUAAAUAAAAAGGCAGCAAAUCAUGUGAUUUCCUUUCA